AUGGCUGCACAGACCACGCUCACAGCUUUCUGGGUGGCGGACGAGUUCAAGAAGAAAUAUUACGACGUUCUGGGCAACAACCCGAGGCUGUUCAUGCGCUUUUUCAAGGAGGACAGCACGCUGACGGUGGUGCUGCCCGGCGCGGACGGCCAGCCUCAAGCGCGCACCGCCGAGGGUCCCGAGGGGAUCCAGCAGCUGAUGCAGUCCACCGUGCCCAGCGCAAAGGUCGCAGUGGAGGCGCUGCAGGCGCAGUACGGCGUCUCCACCGCCAGCCCCGACCAGCAGGCCGCCGCUGCGGCCGCGGCAGGCGCGGCGCCCAAGCCGUCGGUCAUGGACAGGGUCAUCGUGAUGCACGUGGUCGGGCGCGUGGUGCUGCACGGCGAGCGCGUCGAGCGCCGCUUCUCCCAGGUGUUCUGCCUGGCGCCGCAGACCAACCCCAAGGGCUACUACGUCAGAAACGACAUCCUGACAGUGCACGCCCCAGACGCCGCAGCCGCCGCGCCGCGGCCGCAGCAGCAGCCCGCGCCGCCCGCCGCCGCCGCCGCGCCCCUGGCCAACGGCGUGCCCGGCGCGCCGCAGCAGCAGCUGCCGCCCCCGCAGCUCGUCGCGCUGGGCCUGCCGCCGGGUGCGCAGCUGCCUGGGGCCCCCGUGGCUGCGCUGCCGCGCGCGCACCUGCCCGUCGCGGCCGCGACAGGCGUGCCCAUCGCCGUGGCUCAGGGCGUCCCUCGGCCUCGCCGGCGCCCGCAGCAGCCCCCGCAGCAGUGCAGGAGCCCCUACAGCAGCAGCAGCAGCAGCAGCAGCAGCAGCAGCCAAAAAAGAAGCCGGUUGAGCAGGCAGCAGCGCUAG
This is a messenger RNA of Monoraphidium neglectum, 846 nucleotides long. RefSeq lists its product as hypothetical. Gene Ontology annotation, molecular function: mRNA binding. The transcript has 5 exons. The record is from RefSeq and is a predicted model, not a curated record. Gene Ontology annotation, cellular component: ribonucleoprotein complex; cytosol. Bases 1 to 846 code for a protein of 281 amino acids. NCBI's taxonomy places the organism in Eukaryota, Viridiplantae, Chlorophyta, Chlorophyceae, Sphaeropleales, Selenastraceae.